Molecule: messenger RNA, 1257 nt
Organism: Chenopodium quinoa (quinoa)
Lineage: Eukaryota; Viridiplantae; Streptophyta; Magnoliopsida; Caryophyllales; Amaranthaceae
Product: protein FAR1-RELATED SEQUENCE 5-like
Exons: 2
Coding region: 1-1257 (418 amino acids)
Source: RefSeq, a predicted model, not a curated record
AUGGAAAUUUCUAGCUCAAUUGCGUUUGAUCGUGACAGUGAUUCUAGCUUAAUUGCUUUUGAUCGUGAUUGUGAUUCUAUUUUUUCUGCUAGAGUUGGUUUAGUCGACUCGUUUUCGAAACAAUUGGAAAAAAAGAAUGCUAUUUUAUUUGAGGAAGCAGCUAGUUCUGAAUUUUAUGGGAAACAAUUUCCUUCUGAAGAUGUGGCUUAUGAAAUGUUUAAUGAAUAUGCAUUUAGAAAGGGCUUUGGAAUUAGAAUUGGAAAAAGUAAGAGGCGAAGAGAUGAUUCAUUCUCUAUGAAAAGAUUUGUUUGUACAAAUGAGGGUUUUAAAGAUGAUAAGUGCAGGAAUAAUAGGCUGUAUGAGAGACUUAACAUAAGGACUGGUUGCUUAGCUUUUGUGCAGUUUAGUAUUGACCGUUCAGGUGUAUAUACAUUUACAAGACAUGAGAUGGUUCAUAAUCAUGAAAUGAUUCCUGUUGACAAGAGACAUUUAAUAAGGUCUCAAAGGGAUAUUUCUAAGGAACAUAUUAAUUUCAUUUCUACACUUAGAUUGAGUGGAGUUAAAGUUUCUGAUUCUUUGAGAGCUUUGAAGAAGGAGGUUGGAGGGUCUCCUAACCUUUGUUUUACAGCUCCUGAUGCUUAUAAUGCUAUUUCUGUUGAAAAGACAACUAAACUUGGGGGAGGUGACAGCAAUCAACUAAUCAAAUUUUUUGCUAAGAGACAAAUUGAUGAAGCAGAUUUCUAUUAUGAUUUUGAACAAGAUGAAAAUGGUGCAUUGGUUAAUUUCUUUUGGAGAGAUGGAAGGAUGAUGAGAGAUUAUCAUUACUUUGGUGAUUUGUUAGUUUUUGAUACUACUUAUAGGACUAACAAAUAUGGUAUGAUUUGUGCUCCAUUUGUGGGUAUGAAUCAUCAUGCAAAUAAUGUGAUGUUUGGCAUGGGAUUUAUACUUAAUGAAAGAACAGAAUCAUUUGAGUGGUUAUUUGAUACUUUUCUAACUUCUAUGGGAAGGAGAAGUCCUAUUACUAUUAUGACUGAUCAAGCUCAAGCAAUUGCAGCUGGGAUAAGAAAUAUUUUCCCCAAAGGUGUUCAUCAUAGAUUAUGUGUGUGGCAUAUUGAACAAAAUUCUAAGAAACACAUUGGGGCGUUGAGAGCUUUGGAUGGUUUCACUGAUUUAUUUGGUUAUUUACUGAAGUAUUGUGAAACUCCACCAGAAUUUGAGCAUUAUUGGAAAAGGUACUUCUGCUUUAUACUUGUUUAG